Molecule: messenger RNA, 1337 nt
Organism: Solanum dulcamara
Lineage: Eukaryota; Viridiplantae; Streptophyta; Magnoliopsida; Solanales; Solanaceae
Exons: 6
Coding region: 129-779 (216 amino acids)
Biological process (GO): regulation of gene expression; maturation of 5.8S rRNA
Cellular component (GO): nucleolus; exosome (RNase complex)
Molecular function (GO): RNA binding; DNA binding
Source: RefSeq, a predicted model, not a curated record
GCGGCCCUUAGAUUACCCACAAAAAGUCACGAGUUCCCUCAAAAGCCUCUGAGUUCAGCACCGAAAACCCUUGUUGCUUCUCUUCUCCCAUUCAAUUUUCUGCAAUUUUUUUUUGGGUGAAGAGUGAUAUGGAAAGAGUAAUUGAGAAAGAUAUUGGUAGUAGUAGUACUAGUAAUAGUAAAGCAAUACCAGAUUCAGUGAGGGAAGCAGUGAAAAGAACCUCGAAAAACAUUGACGAUUUGAGUAGUAAUGUAGAUGAAUUCCUGUCUCUUUAUGGCGCUGAUGUUUUUCCCGAGAUGGGUCCUCUACAACAAGCUCAAUCUUUGAUUUUGCUAGCUAAAGCUACAACAACACUCUUUGCAUUGAGGCUUAGAUGUAAAGGGAUCAACCCAGAUGAACAUUCUGUCAAAUUAGAGUUUGAACGUCUGAGCUUGUUCCAAGAGAAACUGCAGGAAUUGAUGGACUUGAAUAAAGCACCAUUGCGACCAUCAGCAAGGAUAAAUCCGCAAGGUGCGACUCGAUUUAUUGAGCAUUCGUUGCCUGAUCUUACACCUGAGCAGAGGAAAAACAUGAGAGAAAUCAGUAAAGGUGACGGGCCUAGGAUUAAGUAUCUGGAAAGAGUUGUUCAUAAGAAGAGGAAGUAUCCUGAGCAGCAAUCUGUCCGAACUGCUACCCAGGAGUUUCUUGAGAAAGCUGCCCGUGAGCUUCUUGGUGAAAACCAGAGUGGUUUUAAGGGACCGUUACAACUGCCUGAGGGUGAUGGCGAAGACGUACUAUGAGCUGAUUUUGUGAAAUUCUUUUUUGCUGACGAAGCCAUGAAGGUGCGCACCAGAUUUAGUGCUGAUGAUCUUUUCAAGCGUCUUAUUCAAGUUCCAGCCUAUGACGAAGAUGCUCAGAUUGUACACAAGCUUUGCAGCAAUUGCUACUUUUGCCGCUGAUCGCUGAUGCAAGUUAAAAUUUAAUAGAGUUUGCUUUCGGUAUUCAGCUAUGAAUCCAAAGUUGCUCCUUAUUUUUCUGUAAGGUUUGUUUAUUGUAAGAGAAUAAACAGGUUAGAAAAGGAUCAAUUAGCUGGCUGGCAGUUUUGUGUACAAUAGUGCAGCAAAAACUAGAAAUUAUCUUUUUAUAGUUUCAUUUGUUUUUCAUGGAUCCUUUUGCAGUAGAGCAAAGAAAGCUAGGAUCUUUUUAUUAUUCACUUUCUAUGAGAAUGGUGAAGAAGAUUGUAUGGUUAGGGGUAGAAGAAAAGCAAGCAUAUUCCAGAUUCAGCUUUCAAGGAUAUUUACUAUCUAGAACAUGUUUAGUGUGUUACAUUUAUAGCUUAAUUGACUUCUUGUGAAUUA